AUAGACGUCCUGCCGAUAACUUCCUUUGAACUAUUGGCUGCAAAACAUAGCACAUUGCCAUUCCCUUUCUGGAAUGAGCACUAUACAAAUUGAAGCACCUUUUCACCAAAACGCUUGUCUAGUUAAUUUGCAAAGCUUGGGAGCUGACGUGGGUCACGCGGUUCCCUCACGCUGCGAUAGCAACGGGACAGACGAGAUGAUGUCUGCUUCAGACUUGAGCUCGGUUGGAGAAGAGUUGGGUUUAGAUUUACCGUUGGCGGGAGACGAGGGCAAUGGCAUCCUCGACCUCGAUACGGUACUGAAGUUCUUUGCCACGGACAAGCCGGAUUCCCUGCUUUCUACACACAAGCACCAGUUCAUCCGCCGCAUAUCGGGGACCGGGUUGGCUCCCUGGGAGAUCCACCGGCCUCAGAAGUUUGUCCGUGAGUUAGCUGUACGACACGCCUUCAGCGGGCGAGUGCUGGACGUCGGUUGCGGCAUCGGCGACAAUGCGCUCUACAUCGCUCGCGCCUGCCCCUCCGCGCGCGUCAUUGCCGUGGACGUCGUACCCCGCUGUCUGGACUUUUGCGCUGCCAAGGCCAGCCUACGCGGCAUGUUGGGUUCCGUCACCUUUGCCGCUGCGGACAUGACCGCCGCAGGGACGUCCCUCGCUGCUGCUGCUGCCGCCAGCACUGCCGUCACGACAACCACCAGUCCUAGCAGCAGCACUGCCGAUACGACCACCACUCCUCCUCCCGCUGCCGCAACCACUACCACCCCCAGCAACGCCACGGAAUCCGCCCCUGCAGGCAGCAGCACCGCCACCACUACCAGCAGCAGCAGCAGCCAUAACGGGCUUUGCGCCAGCGGCAGUGCUGGCGGUAGCGACAGCAGCGAGGCUAGCGGCGGAUUGCCUGAGGAGCUCCGCGGCGUGCUGUUCGAUGUGGUCCUGGACUCCUUCACCUUCCAAACCCUGGGCGACGGCGACCGGGAGCGUUACGCGGCGGUGCUGCGGACGCUGCUGCGGCCGGGCGGUGUGCUGUACCUGAGCGCGGUGAGCGAGGAGGAGACGCGGACUGGCUGGUUCCGGAGGGUGCGGGCAGCCGACGUGCACACCUGCUUCCCGCGGGCAGCUGGGUGGGAGGUGGAGCUGUGCGAGGUGUCCUGCAUUGAGACGCACCCCAGCUUCUGGGAGGGAAGCGGCAAGACGCGAGUGUACACGAUCCGGCGGCUGGCUGCGUGAAUGGGCGGGUUGAGUGGGCGGAACGCUGUUAGGACUGCUGGCGGCUGCUGCGGGUGCUGGUGCUUGCCGGUGUGCCUUGCAUGGCCGCGGCUGCUGGUUCCAGCGGGUUUGCUGCUUGGCUGCUAUCUGAAGGAUUCUGUCAGGACUUACUAGCCGCGCAACAGUUGGUGAAGCAACAGUUGCUGCUGCUGCUGCGUGUCAGCAUCGGCCGCAUCGGGCCCUUACCGGCAAGGCGGGCCGACAAACGCAUCAGCUGUACUGCUGCUGCUGCUGCACGCACAAACCUAACCUAGGUGCGAACCUCCACGUCAUAUAUCUUUGCGCAUCUUGGCAUCUUGGAAGCUUCUAAGGGUUGUAUAAUCAAAACUGGCCGCGAGGGGUGUGCCUUUUGAAAUGCAUAUGCGCUUUGCUGGUAAGGGAGCUGGGGGCUACCGCUACCUGCGUGCGAGAUGCACGAGAUGUUUUGUUCCGGGGAAGCUGCGGCGCAUGGAGCCGGCGGGAGAGGGGCUUGGCCCUGCAGAGGAAUGCCCGUCGGGAAGCCUGCCCUUGGUGGGACCCGCGCUUGACAGCACGGGUCUCCCGCUUACAGGAUUGCUUCUGCUGAUAAUGCGGCGGAAAUGGUGGUGCGGGCAAUAAGAUCAGCGAGAUGCACACCCGUCGGGAUCACGUAGCCUUGUUGCCAAGCGCUGCGCCCUAUUGCACUGCAGUAAACGUGGUAAUACUGAGACGGUACAGCGCUGAAACAGGUGAGCUGUGAGGCGACCGCAUGCGUGUAUCAGGACUUGUGCAUGCAUGUGCGGUGUGUUGUGUUUGUCCAUGAGUAAGAUGAGUAGGGCGUGCAGGGCCCAGUGGGUGGCAUGGAGGUGUCAGGUAGGAAGGCAGGAGAUCAUGUCGGUGGGGCGGGGGUGGGAGCGGAGGGAGUUGUCGAUGCGGGCUAUGCACCAGGUCUUGUGUCCUGUGUCCUGUUUCAUCCGUCGCCCUUACCCCUGCGUGGAUAGCGGCGCACGUUUCUCCUCGUUUUGGACAGCAGCAGCGGCAGCUCUAUCGUUUUGCGAGGAGGUCGGGGUUGUUGCCCUGUGGAUUCCUGUUGAACCCAGGAAGCGGUAUCAUUCGUAUCAAGGAGGGCAUUAUUAUCAAGGAGGGCAGGUCGAGGGCUGUAUCAUUUGGGUCGUCCAAGGGGUGCUCAAGAGCGUCAGCGGGCGGUUUUUAGUCGUGUUUCGCGACUGUGUGCUCGUAGGGAAAGCUGAGACGUGACGGACAACGCGUCAUAUCGGUAUAAUAUCGGUAUAAUACACAAGUGGCGCCGCAAAGAGUCCUCAACUAGGCCGGGAACCUCUGCGGGAAUAGUUAUAAUAUGCGUGCGUGCGGUUGUCUUUGGCUGGGUAGUAGACGCUGUGUUUUGCGACGACACAUUUCUCCAGUCACUGCGGCCGGGAUACAGGGUGCAGGGGACUCGGGGAAAUACUUUUGCGGUGAUCCUUGGUUGUGGUGAUGAUGUGGUGCGGUUGUUACGUGCGUUUCUCCUGGAUCCUGAGUUUUCCUCCGUACAUUCGUACCCUCUUUCCGGGGCUGCAAGGCUCCCCUGGGUUUUCACGUCGCAGCUAUGACCGUCGUGCAGCUGAUGGUGCGGCGAGUGGUGGCGUUAAUCUAUAACGGCUGCGGUUGCAUCUUGCAUGUUGAUACGGUGUUAGGACAAACGUGCCGUGCUGGGACAAACGUACGAUUCAUUUCAUAGUUUUGCCGUGGACUCGAUCGCCUUUUGAGCUCGAUUCAUUCCUUCGGAUUGCACGAGAUUCGCCGUGCCCCAUACGCAAUCGAAUGUUUGGGGAAGACUGCGACAGUGAUGGUUGUACGACGGUUGACCUAGGGUUGAUGCAUCCUUCUCCAGCGUAGAGCAUUUACCUCGGCGCCCACUGCUGAUCUGUUCCACUACCCUGGUACUGAAUGGCAGAGACGAGGGGGCAUACCUGUGAGUCAAGAACGCACGUCUGUAAUUGUAACGCUAGUUGGGAGGCCGUG
Astrephomene gubernaculifera is the source of this 3241-nucleotide messenger RNA. NCBI's taxonomy places the organism in Eukaryota, Viridiplantae, Chlorophyta, Chlorophyceae, Chlamydomonadales, Astrephomenaceae. The record is from the annotation of a GenBank genome assembly.